Molecule: messenger RNA, 2182 nt
Organism: Tetranychus urticae (two-spotted spider mite)
Lineage: Eukaryota; Metazoa; Arthropoda; Arachnida; Trombidiformes; Tetranychidae
Source: RefSeq, a predicted model, not a curated record
UCGGCUGACUUCGGAGUCUACUAAAGUUGCAGUUUCUCAAUUUUUGAUUCUUAUUCAUCGUUAUUCAUUUAUUUUUUUCGUUAUUAUUUUUUAAAUUAACAGUAUUUUUCAAAAGUUGUCCAAAAAAUGGAUUCUGAUUUGCCAAAAUAUUGCUUUUUUCGUUUGCAAAGUUUCCUUGGAAAGCUAACUGAUGCAAAAAAUAUUAUUAAGACUGAACAUGCUGAUGAAGAUCCAAAAGUCUCAUCAGUUGAAUUUAUUAGUGCAAGAUUGCAGCUUCCUGUAAGGAAAGCUGGAAUUUUAGCAAAGCAGGAAGUUUUAGUUAAAACUCCUGAUUGACUGUGCAAAAAGUAUAAAAUUGAUCAAGAAGACACGUUCACAAGAGUAGUUGAUCAUAUUCCAGCCACAGCAGAUCGCGAGGCGAUGUCUGUUUGGGAAACGCUUGUCCGAGCAAUGAUUGGCAGUGAGACCGCCAAAAUGCUAAAGAGUAUGGGAAUCCCAGAGAUGGCGAAGGAAGAAUUUGAAAAGGAAAAGCAUGGUGUUCAAGAAUUCUUGACAGGUGGACCCAAUCCGAGUACUCAAGCAGCAAUAUCAAAAGAACAAUUUUGGAAGAAACAAAUGAGAAGGGAGGAAUUAAAGAUCAUAAGAGAGAUGAAAAGAAAAACGAUGAAAAGAAGAAUCAUGACGAGAAAAACGGCUGAAAGAGAAAAGAGGAAAAGCGAAGCGAUGGAAAAUCCUCCUAAAAAGCAAAUCUGGGUAAAGAUCCGAAGAUAAUUGAUUCAAAGUGAAAAUUUGCCAUUUCCGAUGAUAUAGCUAAAGAAUGGUUGGCUUUUUUCAAAUGCAACAUGAAAAAUUUCAUUUUACACUUUUACAUUAGUCUUUUCAUUUGUGAAUGAAGGUCAAAAUGUUUUUAAAACUAUCAAACGAGUAGGCUUGAAAUCAUAAAUAAAAUAAUUUUAAAAACAUUUUGCUAAUCUUUUCUGAUCAUGAUUUAAGAUACUUUUGCUUUUUUUGCAAAUGAAAUAGUUAAAUUUUGCGCGCCAACGACUGGAGCGUCAUCUAACCUGAGGUCAGUUAAUUACGCUGGUCAACUAAAGUUGAAGCUGCUCAAGUUCGGAGUCUUAUUUACACGUUAUUGCUUUAGUAUUUAUAUUAUUAUUUUUUAAAUUAACAGUUUUUUUCAAAAUUGUCCACAAAAUGGAUUCUGAUUCUGAAAGAAAGAUCAAUAUUAAAACUGAACCUACUGAUGAAGAAGUUCCAGAAGCCUCACCUGAGUUUAUUGGUGCAAGAAAAGCUCAUCCCAUCGCGGAACGUGUAGUAAAAACUCCUGAUUGGUUUUGUAAAAAGCAUGGAAUUACUCAAAGGGACACACUCACAAGAAUUAUUGGUUAUGUUCCAGCCACAGCUGAUCAUGAGCCCCUGUAUCGUCUCAGUACGAUUGGUAGAGCCAUAGUUGAUGAUGAGGCUGUCAAAAUGUUGCUGGAUUCGGGAGUUCCAAAAAUUACAUCGAAAGAUUUUGAAAAGGAUCCUCUUUUGAAAGGAUUCUUUCUGGGUGGGCCCAAGCCGAGUACACGAUUAGUACUUGGCCCAUCGGGAAGAUUGAUGAUAGAAACGGAAGGGGUGCAAAGAGAGAAAGAAAGAAAAUGGAUAGAACUGAGAACCAUGAAAAGAAAAACAACUGAAAGAGAAAAUAGGAAACGAGAAAUUAUGGAAAGCAAAAGAGGGGGAAGAGAAAUGGCCGAAAGAGAAAGAAUGGAAAGAAAAAAAGUUGAAAGAGAAAAGAUGGAAUGUCUUAGUUUUGCAUUCCAAUGUACCUAUUGUGGUCAUCAAUCGAACCGAUUAACCAGCUUGAAGGAUCAUGUUCUUGGAACAAGAACCAAGAUUGAUAGAAGCCGAUGUCUCCAAAUUGAUUGUAUUAACCGAUUGAUUCAAGAUGGAUUACUCAAGAAAUACGAGGAAGAUGCAAUUCCAGUCACCUGUCCGCCUCCUAAAAAGCAACCCUGGGCAAAGAUUACCUGUAAAGACCCAAAGUUGAUUGAUUCUGAGGGAAAAUUUGACAUUCCCGAAGAUAUAGCUAAAGAAUGGCUAAAAUUUUUCAAAGAAAUGCCAACAUGACGAAUUUCAUUUUACACUUUUACACUAAUCUUUUCAUUUGUUAAUAAAGAGCAAAAUGUUUUCACUUUCA